UUUCUUCUUAAAAUUUCUUUUUAAAAUUUUUUCUAAAUUUUUUUUAUUUUUUUUAAACUUUACUUUCAAUUUGAAAAUUAUCGAGUACAAAAUUUUUCAUAAAUGAUUGUGAACAAUAAAAACGAAUCUAAGGAUGAAAGAGAAAAAUUUUGGCCACAAUGGUUAGCAGCUUUGGCGUUGAGUCUUAUUGUUCUUAAUUCUGGAUUGGUAAAUGGAUGGUCGUCACCUUACCUGGCUCAAUUGACUUCAAUGGAUUCGAAAUCUUCAUUGACACUAUCAGACUUUGAAGCUUCCUGGGUCGCUUCUUUAUUGAAUCUCGGACGAUUGAUUGGAGCUUUCACUGGCGCUGUCAUGCAAGGAUUUCUCGGUCGGAAAAUUGUUCUUCUUUUUGGAGCAGUUCCAAUGGCGAUUGGAUGGAUUUGUACAAUAAUUGCAAGCACUGUAUAUUGGCUUUAUGUAUCAAGAUUCUUUCUCGGAAUCGGUUCUGGCAUAACUUGGGGUUCAUUGACAAUAUAUUUGGGAGAAAUAGCUCAUCCUUCGAUUCGCGGUGCUCUAAUUUCGUUGAAUAUUAAUGUGAGUAGUGUAGGCAAUGUUUUGGGUAAUGUCAUGGGUUCAUAUCUUCCCAUGAAAGAAUUCGCCUACAUCAGUCUUGUACCGAAUUUCUUAUUCCUUGCUCUCUUCACCUUAAUUCCCGAGUCUCCAUAUCAUCACGUACAAAAUGGACAAAUCGAAAAAGCAGAAGAAUCCUUAAAGUGGUUUCGACGAACAAGUGAAUUUAAAAAAGAAAUUCAAGACAUGCUGCUUUAUUCCGGUACCUUGAACAUGACCUUUCUGCAAAAACUAAAGGAGUUCCGACUUCCAGGUAAUCGAAAAAGUGCAAUAAUAAUAAUUUUUCUCCAACUUUUCUGCGUCUUCAGUAUGUACAAUAUAUUUUACAGUUACUUGGAAAUAAUAAUCAGAAAAGCAAAUGUGACAAUAAUAAAUCCUAGUACAAUAGUUGCCGCUUUAGGUAUAUGUCCAAUUGCGACAAAUUUUCUCUCUGCCUAUCUUGUGGAUAAAUUCGGCAGAAGAAGUCUUUUAAUGACAUCGUCAAUUGGUGUGACUAUAUCACUUUUACUUUUAGGUUUACACUUUCAUUUACUGUCGUUAAAUUUAAGUAUCGAUAAAUUAUGGAUAUUACCUUUAUUUUCCCUUUUCCUCUUCAAUGUAUCGUUCGCCUACGGUUUGGGAUGCGUACCUUCAACAUUAGUUGGCGAAUUAUUCCCACCAAAUAUUAAAUCAUUUGCGGGCUUUGCCUCAACGGCAUCGGCAGCUGUAUUUAAUUUUUCCACAACACGAGCUUAUCAACCAUUGAUUUAUUUAAUUGGCGAAAAAUAUGUAUUCCUUCUCUGUGCAAUUGUCGUUUUCCUCUCAUUGCCUUUCGUUUAUUUUCUACUGCCAGAAACAAAAUGUAAGUCUCUCCUCGAAAUUCAGCAUUGUCUGUCGAAAAAAAGGGAAAACAUUGAAACAAUCAAAAAUACAGUUUAACUUUUCAAUUACUAUCUUGUUGAUAAAUUAAAAUUGAAAAAUUAUUUCGAAACAUUGUCUUCCAAUUCCAAAAAAUUGUCUGGAUGAAUUUUAAAUUGUAUCAAAAAUAUAAAACGAUAUCAAUAAAUUUUCUAUAGAUAAUUAAA
This is a messenger RNA of Leptopilina heterotoma, 1673 nucleotides long. Its product is annotated as facilitated trehalose transporter Tret1-like. Gene Ontology annotation, molecular function: transmembrane transporter activity. Lineage: Eukaryota; Metazoa; Arthropoda; Insecta; Hymenoptera; Figitidae. Gene Ontology annotation, cellular component: membrane. The record is from RefSeq and is a predicted model, not a curated record. Gene Ontology annotation, biological process: transmembrane transport. The coding region runs from base 103 to 1527 and encodes 474 amino acids. The transcript is spliced from 5 exons.